Lates calcarifer (barramundi perch) is the source of this 3150-nucleotide messenger RNA. RefSeq names its product BRO1 domain and CAAX motif containing (gene brox). Lineage: Eukaryota; Metazoa; Chordata; Actinopteri; Centropomidae. The record is from RefSeq and is a predicted model, not a curated record. The coding region runs from base 164 to 1396 and encodes 410 amino acids. The transcript has 13 exons.
UUCCGGGUACAAGUCAUGUGACUGAUGCGUGUGCUUUCAUUGGUCAGCUUCUGCUCCGUGUUUAUUUCCGGAAGUAAGUUGAUGUCAGUGUCAGACUUUCCACCACGAUUGUCAAACCUCGGAUCUUCAGCGCCGUAACGACAGGUGUGUCCACAUCCACAGGAUGGCACAUUGGUUUCACAGAAACCCACUGAAGGCAACAGCGCCGGUGUCCUUUAAUUUUUAUGGAGUGGCAGGGAGCCCCGCUGCCAAUAAGAUAUGCAAUGACCUAAGGACAACCAGGGCGAGACUGCUGGAGAUGUUCACUGAUGUCACCUGCAACCCUGAGAUCUUGAAAAAUGCCACAGAUGCUUACUUCUCCCUCUUACAAGGCUUUAUCGCAUCCUUGGAUGGAACUACACAAGAGAACAAGAUGAGGUUCAUCCAGAACUUCAAGUGGACUGACACCUUGCAAGGAAACACACCAAGUGCCCAGCAGGAUGCAGUCUUUGAACUGGUCUCUAUGGCCUUCAAUGUAGCCCUCUGGUACACUAAGUUUGCCUCCAGACUAGCAGGGAAGGAAAACAUAACAGAGCCAGAAGCGAAAGAUGUUCACCGUAGCCUGAAGGUUGCUGCUGGAAUAUUCAAAAACCUCAAGGAGGUUCACAUCCCUCGCCUCAUCACCCCGGCUGAAAAGGGCAGAGACCUGGAGCCCAGAGUGAUUGAUGCAUACAUCAUCCAAUGCCAAGCAGAAGCGCAAGAAGUGACAAUUGCCAGAGCGAUUGAGCUGAAGCACAAUGCCACACUCAUCGCAGCGCUGGCGUUCGAAACCGCAAACUUCUAUCAAAAAGCUGACCACACACUGAACACCUUGGAGCCAGAGUGCAGCAGCAAGUGGAGGAAGUAUCUUCAGCUGAAGCAGCACUUUUACAUGGCUUAUGCAUACUGCUAUCAUGGGCAGACACUGCUGGCAGGUGACAAGUGUGGUGAGGCUAUAAGAUCUCUCCAGGAAGCAGAAAAGUGUUACUCCCGUGCUGAGGCGCUGUGUAAAGAGUAUCGUCAGACCAAAGGCCCCGGCACCACGGCCAAACCGUCAGAGCAGCUGUUCUUCCUCAAACUGGGCGGCCUCAUUAAAAACACACUGGAGAAGUGCCAGAGAGAAAAUGGCUUCAUCUACUUCCAUAAGGUCCCAGCUGAAGCACCCCAGCUGGAGUUGAAGGCGAGCUACGGCCUGGCUGAGCCAAUCCCAUUCGAACUGCCGCCUCUCAGUGAGCAGUGCACCGCUGAAGUCUACGCCACCUUUGACCUGACAAAGGGAGCCAAAAAUGACAAGGCCAAACCCAAGGACGAGGAGGUGAAACCAGUGAAGGAACCAGAUUUGAAGCCUCAGAAGGACACAGGCUGUGUUAUCUCCUAAACUUUCCACAGAUUUUCAGCCUCUUGCUCCAGUACCAUCAACUAUAAUGAUGGGAUCCAUAUUUACUUCCAUGUAAACGUCCAUAGAAAAAUGUAUUUUUUUUUUGUGAGAUUAAUCCAUGGUGUUAUACAUUGAUGCUGAAACAUGUGUAUUGUAUUUGGGUAUGACUGCCAUCAUCACUGCAUUUAAACCAGAGCCAGUUAAACAUCAUAGUAUGUGGCCACAUCCUACAAACAACUCACAUUUAUGACAUUUAACACAAACAGCAUGUCUAUAAAGUAAACCUGAAGCUUUUCAUUUAACAGUUCUUUCAGCUUAUGGUUAGUAAUUACAUGUCAACUGAAAGAAUUGCUUUAAAUUAGGUCCUAAUCAUAAAUAAGCCUUAUGGGCAAUGUAGUUCUAUUAAUGGUGCCUUUGGCUGCAGGGUAAACCUGUUCACUGUGUCUCCUUACACAAGUGUCUGGGUUUUAAACCACUAGAGAGUAGAGCUCUGGACUGAUGAUAGAUGAUUUUUUUUUUUAAAUGGAAAUUGGCCUAUUAUACAAAAAAACCCUCAGGAUACAGACAAAAGAUGUAGUAGUAGCAUCUGAAAUGGAAAAAGUGAGACUUACAUUCACACAAUCACCCUGUAACAAAAAAUACUGUUAGAUGAUUGGAAUACAUUACAUAAUGAGAUAUGUUCAGAACUUCCUUUAAAAAACACACAAAAUAACAAAAUGAAGAGGACUGGAUGUGUUAUUGCUGGUACAGGUGUGUUUAGCUGUAGCAGUUUACAAUCAAUAUUUGAUUUAGAAGACAUGAUGUUUGUACUGUAGUUCUUUUUGUACAUGAAAUGACAUAGCUGUUUUUUCUACUUUGACUAUUCAUUUAAGGAAACUUUAUUACUGGUAAGGCUGAAUCAUGGUGUCCUUUUGGGGAUAUUAUCCCUGAUCGGUCUUAAUUUAUUUCUGUAGUUAUGUAAUGAUAGUUUAGUUUACAACGUAUAACACUUAUGACAGUAUACGCUUAUAUAUAGUUUGAAUCAUAUGUUUUUUUGGUGAUGUUGAUUUUCAUUGUUUCAGUGGAUACAUCAGAACAGCCAGUGAUAUAUACAAUAAUUAUUCCUGGUAACUUUUUGGUUGUUGAGAUUGCUGUUUUCAGUAGUUGACAUAAUGUAUGUGUCAUCUACUGAGUGUUGUCCUCUUUUUAAAGGCAAAGAUUGGGGGUGGAAGAACACACGAACACUUGUACUUUAUGUCCUAUUUAAGAGCUGCCUCAGCACCUUCACAAAAGUUGGUCCUAUUGUCAAAAUGAUCCCACUUAAUAUUGUCCCAUCAGGUGAAGUAUAACUAUCAAUUGCUGGAAACUUGUAUAAACUGUAAUAUACGGUUCACAUGUACUCAUUCACGUCCCUACAUGUAUAUUAGCUUACCUGAACUAGACUAGUGUGUGAAAAAGCUUACCUUCUUACUAAAUUUCUUCAUUUCACAUUGUAUUCACUUGUGCAGGGAUUUCAACUAGGACACUUUUCCUCUCGUGGUCUGGUUCGGUUUUAACUGACACAUUGGAUUAUUUCACUUGGAGCAGUGGAUUUAUUUGAGAAGCAGAAAUCAGAACAGAGCUAGCUCUUUAUUCUUUUUAAGGCAACUGUUUAUUAAAAGGGUGUGUCAAAUCAUCAUUACAGUAUACACUCCUGUAACUCAUUAUUCACCCUCUAAUGGUGUCUUUCAGGUAAAAUGUAUUUCAGAUGGUAUUAAAUCAUUCAUAAAACUCCA